AUGACUGUUCAUUUACCAAAAACAAUACCCGAUACAACGUAUUUGUAUGGUUACAUGCUCUUGAUCGCUACAUUCAUUAUGUUUACAUCGACACUUUAUUCUAUUGUCGCAAGUAAAUAUAUGCCAGAUACCCAUAUAAAGAUUUUAGAUUGGAUCAAAUAUGAUGAUUAUUAUUGUUUGCUAAUUCCCAUCACGGCUAUUGUUUGGAUCUAUUGGGUUUUGUGGAAUUGGAUGGGCAUGAAGUUUUUCAGACACAACUAG
This is a messenger RNA of Mycotypha africana, 261 nucleotides long. RefSeq names its product phosphatidylinositol N-acetylglucosaminyltransferase subunit Y. The transcript has 2 exons. NCBI's taxonomy places the organism in Eukaryota, Fungi, Mucoromycota, Mucoromycetes, Mucorales, Mycotyphaceae. The coding region runs from base 1 to 261 and encodes 86 amino acids. The record is from RefSeq and is a predicted model, not a curated record.